AUGAUGCACAGAAGAGGAGGUAAACGUAUCCGGAUGGACGAUCCGGUGCCACCAGAGUAUGAAACUCCAAUGACACCUAUGACACCAAUGAAUGACAAUUCGGGUGGAGAUGCAAAUGAUUCUUACAGCGGGUACACAUCGUAUAAUCAAGCAUCUCAAACUCCAUUACACAAUCCUACUCCAGAGCAUUAUUCCUCAGAGAGCUAUAGUUCACCAGGUACAUCUCAACAGCAAUACCAAGAGCAGUCAGGAAACUUUGACAAUCAGACACAGUUCGAAGCUCCCAUGACACCUGCUACUCCUAACAUGAGGAUUACAAGAAAUACACGUGCCAGGAUGCGUGGAGGUGUGGUACAGCAACCUAAGUACAAAGAAAUCGAUGCUGAUUAUACUCCAUCACCUAGUGGAAGAGGCAGAGGUAGUGGUGGAAGAGGACGUGGCAAAAGAACACAUCACUCACAUAGUCUGGAAGAUGAAGCUAGUCUUUACUACGUUAUUAGAAAUAAUCGUUCUACACUUACUACUAUUGUCGAUGAUUGGAUAGAAAAGUACAAGAGUAACAGAGAAAAUGCGCUACUUAUGUUGAUGCAAUUUUUUAUUAAUGCAAGUGGUUGUAAGGGUCGUAUUACUUCUGAAAUGCAACUUACCAUGGAACAUGUAGCGAUUAUUCGUAAAAUGACCGAAGAAUUUGACGAAGAAAGUGGUGAAUAUCCAUUGAUAAUGACGGGACAACAAUGGAAGAAGUUUCGUACGAACUUUUGCGAGUUUGUGCAAAUUCUUGUUCGUCAGUGCCAAUACUCUAUUAUAUAUGAUCAGUUCUUAAUGGAUAAUGUUAUUUCUUUGUUGACUGGACUCUCAGAUUCACAAGUUAGAGCAUUUAGGCACACCGCAACACUCGCAGCCAUGAAAUUAAUGACAGCCUUGGUAGACGUUGCUUUGACUGUCUCUAUUAAUUUGGAUAACACGCAACGACAGUAUGAAGCUGAGAGACAGAAGGCUCGAGAAAAAAGAGCAGCAGACAGAUUGGAAUCUUUAAUGGCAAAACGAAAGGAAUUGGAAGAAAAUAUGGACGAAAUUAAGAAUAUGCUUACAUACAUGUUCAAGUCGGUCUUCGUUCACAGAUACAGGGAUACAUUGCCGGAGAUACGUGCAAUUUGCAUGGCAGAAAUUGGAGUUUGGAUGAAGAAAUUCCACCAGAAUUUCUUAGAUGAUUCUUACUUGAAAUACAUAGGUUGGACGUUGCAUGACAAAGUUGGAGAAGUCAGACUCAAGUGUCUGCAGGCAUUGCAGCCAUUGUACGCUUCGGAGGAAUUAAAAACAAAGCUCGAGCUCUUUACCAGCAAAUUUAAGGAUAGAAUCGUCGCAAUGACGCUGGACAAGGAGUACGACGUGGCGGUGCAGGCUGUAAAGCUGGUUAUCUCGAUCCUUAAACAUCAUAGAGAGAUUCUCACUGAUAAAGAUUGCGAGCACGUAUACGAGCUUGUUUAUUCGUCUCAUCGUGCGGUCGCGCAAGCGGCUGGUGAAUUCUUGAAUGAACGUUUGUUCCGCCCAGACGACGAAGCCGUAGAGGGAGUGAAGACCAGGCGCGGCAAAAAGCGAUUGCCGAAUACGCCUCUCAUACGUGACUUGGUUUUGUUCUUCAUCGAGUCCGAGUUGCAUGAGCACGGAGCGUAUUUGGUUGACUCUCUGAUCGAAACUAACCAAAUGAUGAAGGACUGGGAAUGCAUGACGGACCUUUUGCUAGAGGAAGCCGGUCCUGAUGAGGAAGCGUUGGACAAUCAGAAGGAAACUUCCCUCAUCGAGUUGAUGGUUUGUUGCAUUAAACAAGCCGCUACGGGCGAGGCGCCGGUCGGUCGAGGACCCACUCGGAAGAUCUUAUCAGUAAAGGAACUGAAGCAAGUUCAAGAUGAUAAGCAAAGACUGACGGAACAUUUCAUUCAAACGUUACCGCUUCUGUUGGACAAAUACAGGGCGGAUCCUGAGAAACUGGCCAACUUGCUCGCGAUCCCACAAUACUUUGACCUGGAUAUUUAUACAAAAUCUAGACAAGAGAUAAAUCUGGAUUCCUUAUUAAGUAAAAUUCACACCAUUGUAGAAAAAAUGCACGACACUGAAGUCUUAGACACGGCGGCUAAAACUUUAGAACACAUGUGUGUGGAAGGCCAUGCUAUCUUCACCAGAUGCGACGUCGCUCGAUCUACUUUGAUCGAUUAUAUAGUAAAUAAAUAUAAAGAAGCUAUCGAUGAAUACCGGAAUUUAAUAGAAGGAGAUGAAGUCCCAGAUGAGGAUGAGACUUUCAAUGUUAUCCAGUCACUCAAGAAAGUCUCUAUCUUCUAUUCUUGUCACAAUAUGAAUCCGUGGAAUAUAUGGGACUCUUUAUACAAAGACAUAGAAGAUGCGAAGGAUCCUUCGAAAUGCUUACCGUUCGAUGCAGUUAAGUAUUGCAUAAGCGCUUGUUUCUUCGCUAUUUUGUGGGGCCAAAAUCACUUGAUGGAAACCACGGACUCUGGCAAUCGCGGCGAAGAUGAAUGCCGAGAACUGAAGGAACGGUUACACUCGUUCAUGGGCUCGAUGCGCCAUUUCGUUAGCGGCGACAAUAACGUCACUCCGUCACCACCGAUAUUGAGGGAAGAAGCAUAUAACACGAUAUGCGAUCUGUUAGUGGUGUUUUGUAAUCAGUUGACUACACAUAACAAUAUACUGAUGCAUCAGUUGGUGUACGAACCCGAUCAGGCAAUGCAGAACAUGCUUAACCGGUUUAUACAAGAAUACGUCUUCUUUGAAGAGGAGGAUGAUGAACACGACGAACACUCCAAGAUCGAGGAGUUGCACAAGCGAAGGAAUUUCUUAGCAGGUUACUGCAAGCUAAUCGUUUACAAUAUGAUUCCUACGAAAGCCGCGGGCGAGGUAUUCAAGCAUUACGUUAAAUAUUAUAAUGAUUACGGCGACAUCAUUAAAACCACGCUGGGAAAGGCGAGAGAUAUCAACAAAACGAAUUGCGCGCUAACAAUGCAGCAUAGUCUGAACAUCCUGUACAACGAAAUAGUGGCUGAAAAAGGCAAAGUGAAUCGAAACAGCGAAGAAUUCACUGCAAUCAGAGAACUCGCAAAGCGGUUUGCUUUGUCCUUCGGUUUAGACGCCGUGAAAAAUCGCGAAGCGAUUACGGCUCUGCACCGUUCGGGCGUGUUAUUUGCCAUUACUCCACCAGACGGUAUCGAACAGGACCCUACAGGCCCGCCACCGAAUCUACCAUAUCUUGAAAUAUUGUCCGAAUUCACGAAUAAACUUCUCAAACAAGACAAGCGUGUUGUUCUUAACUUCCUGGACAGACGAUUGCAAGCUGGAAUGCCGUCGUCGCGAGGGGAAGACUGGCAACCUUUGCUCUUGUACAGAAACAGCUUGCUGCAUGGCGAGACUGACCAAGUUCCAGUGACGAGUAAACGAGCUUAUACAAGGCGCAAGAAGGAUCAAUUAGCUGAGGAAGAAGAAGCGGAUGAACCUGAUGAAGGUUCUGAUCAUGAGUUUUCAGGCAAGCAUAAAAAAAAACGUGCUCCAAGGAAAAAUCAAUUACCAGUUAAUAAAGUAGUGAUAACGCGUGGGCCCAAAAUGAAUACAUUCUAUGAAAAUAACGAUGCCGCUCAAGUGCAAACGUCACCCUUAGCUACUAUAGAAGAUACGUCGACAAGUCCAUCGCAAGAUAUCGAUAGUAAACUCAAGACAUUACAAAUACAGUCAAGAUCACGAAGAAGUCAAGAGCAUGUGGAACAUAGAGAAUUGCGGAGGACUUCUAGAAAUUCAGGCAGAUAUGUUGAGGGGCAAUAUAUGGAAUCUGAUUCCGAAUAAGAUGUGUAUAAUCCCUAAAAGCUUUACUUAUCCCUAAAAUUAGAUAAUUGGAUUGUGAUACAUGUUCAAAGCAACUAUGCCAUCUGAGAAUUAUGGAAAAAUAUAUUUAAGUUAUAUGGCAUGAAAAGGCUUUCGGAGCGAGUAUUAAUAAAUUAUAGUAGAUCAGCUAUUAUCAGUUAUGUUACAAAAAUAGUUACGUAAGUAAAAUCCUUACAGUUUUCCCGUGAAAUUAAGUUUAUUUCAUUAUAUGUUCCGUUAUAAAUACUACAAUA
Harpegnathos saltator (Jerdon's jumping ant) is the source of this 4115-nucleotide messenger RNA. RefSeq names its product stromal antigen (gene SA1). NCBI's taxonomy places the organism in Eukaryota, Metazoa, Arthropoda, Insecta, Hymenoptera, Formicidae. The record is from RefSeq and is a predicted model, not a curated record. The transcript is spliced from 18 exons. Gene Ontology annotation, cellular component: nucleus; cohesin complex; chromatin. Gene Ontology annotation, biological process: sister chromatid cohesion. Gene Ontology annotation, molecular function: chromatin binding. The coding region runs from base 1 to 3843 and encodes 1280 amino acids.